Messenger RNA from Megalobrama amblycephala (Wuchang bream), 2616 nucleotides. RefSeq lists its product as uncharacterized. The transcript is spliced from 11 exons. The record is from RefSeq and is a predicted model, not a curated record. Bases 875 to 2347 code for a protein of 490 amino acids. NCBI's taxonomy places the organism in Eukaryota, Metazoa, Chordata, Actinopteri, Cypriniformes, Xenocyprididae.
GCAAAUGUCAGAGUGUUAAAAUCCCAGAGUUUUGAUGACCAGAGUAUAAUUUAUACACUUUGGAGUAAACUGGGCUUCACCAGAAACUCUCUCAAGUGUUAGUGUAUUGGUUCAGUGUUGAUGUGGAGCUGUUGUAGUGUAAAUAGUGGGAUGAUGAACUCUUUGAGAGUCAAUCUGUUGCUGUCCCGUCCGCAGUGAGUUUAGGUUUCGAUACGUCAUCACUCAGAUCGACUACGCGUUGUCAUUGGUUGAAUCAUGAUGCAGCCUCGUGGACACCAGUUUCCAACUGACAUCCGAAGUCGUCGACAUUUUGAUUCUGCGGGACCGUAGUAAUAUGUGAGGAAAACUACAGCAAUGCUUUUCAAAGUGCAGUACCAAGGAAAGAAGUACGUUACAUCAAACUCAAUGGAGCAUCAUAUCCAGCAUUUCUCAGGGAGGCAGUGACGGAAACAUCUGAAGGUCGAAUCAGGGUUCCUACAAAGUCUCGAAAGUUUGGAAAAUGCUUGAUUUUAAUUUAUUUCUUCAGGGCGUCAGAUGUAACUAAAAAUAUAAAUAAAACCGGCUGACAAUCGUUAUUUUUUAUUUUGUUUAAUGUCGCGAGACACCCUCUGUUACACGUCUCAUGUAAUUCCAUGUAUUUGGCGCCUCGUGUAUUCGCCUGGCGCGCAAACAUCUGCAUUAAGAAAUGUUGCUUGCUGUAAUUUUAUCGAUGACUGCCUAAGAUGAUAAAUAAAAACUGAUUGCGUCGACGAUCAACAGACUGAAAGGCAUCCUGUUAUGUAAGAAACACACUGAUGUGAGCGCUAUGGGAGAAUAAGCCUUUACCAGCCAUUCCAAAGCUAAAGCGAAGUUCAGCAUACCCCCUGAGACAAACAUGUAUGUGCUGGAUGACAGUGGAACAGAGGUUGAUGAAGAGGUCUUCAGCGACAUCUUGGAGGAAAAAGCAGACAUCCUGUGGACCAUUGUUAACGUUCUUUCAGUUUCUGACUCUCCCAUCCAGUCCUCAUGCACAGACACCUUGUCACUAUCAUCACCCUCAUCGGACAGUGAUGCUUCUCUGAUGUCCCCAAAAAGACAGCGCAUUGAUGACGCCUUUGUGAUGUCCCCAAAAAGUCUACAUACUGAUGACAGUUCUUCACAAGCCAAAGAGCUUGUCAAAAGAAUUCUGGAACAAAAGCCCGGAGGGGAGAAAAUCCUUGCAAAAUAUGCAAUGACAGGAGAGAUGAAGGACCGAGCACGCCGUGAUCUCGUCAGCAUUGUUGUUGCUGAAAUGUUUGAAAAGUAUGGACGUGCUCCCCCUAUGGAUAAAAGAGCACAGUAUGCAUUGGGGAUAGUAACACUGUUCCCCUCUCUAAAAGAUCCCUACUCCAAAAAAGGCUAUGAACACUUUUUUGACAUAGACAGCAAUGAGGGCUACAUUGCCUGGAAGAUUAAAAACACUCAGCGAGAACUCAGCAAUGGCGGUACCAAUGGGGGUAGGAGAAGGAGCUCUCACACUACAGGCAGCAGCGGACCAAACUUACAGAGAGAAGUGACUAAAGUGCAGCAGUUGGAGGGAGACCAGUGUCGUGAGGCCAUAUCUCUACUGAAACACAGCACAGACAACGAACAAAUCUUCAUGAAAAUGAGAGAAACCUUCCAGCACAGGCAAAAGUUGAUCCAUGAUCCUGAGCAAUGCAGCACAGUGCUUACUGUGUUCCCAAGGUUUCUUGACACAAAAGGCCUGGUGGUGCAAGACUUUGACCUGUUGUUUGGAGCUGAGACUUCAUCAAAACUCCUUGAGAAAUGGGAUUUCCUGAAGGCCAAAGUAAUAGAGCAAGCCAAGGACAUCAGCAAGACACCCCUGCUUGAUCAUCUCAUCCAGUCUGCAGAGGAGAACACUGAUGAGGAUGACGAGGUCCCAGGUUGGGAUAGUGACAUGGCCUCACUGCUACUGCUGGUCUACCUACUGCCACCACCUCCAAGUGGAAAGAAGGGAGCUGUAAAGAUCAGUACCCGGGAAGCUAUGGACCAUGUAGUCAAAUUUCAUAAGUCAUGUCGCAGCCUUCAGGAGCACUCUGGUCCAAACCAGCGGAGGCAGCCCUACAUCCUCGCAGUUGGGACGACAAGAAAGCACAUCCACGAGUUCUACAUUGCAUUGGAUGGUGAUCUCCUUCCCUGCAAGGGCAAGUCUUCCCAGUCAGCCUUUGAUGAACUGUUCAAAGCGCAUUAUGUUUUCGGCAUCUCCUAUGACCAGGCCUUAAAUGGCAUGUACACAUUUGUGCAGACCACCAUCUACAACAUUGAUGUAGGUCAUUCUCACGAAACUCCCAGAGUCAAGGACCUAAGAGCUAAGCUCCUCAACUAAAGAGUUAUGAUGUUCAGAUGCUUUGUUUGCAAGUCUAGUUGUUGCCGUUCAAAUGUUGAUCCGUCUUGUAACAGAGGACUUUCAGACACUUUGUUUUGCAGAGCAUUUUCAUUCGACACAGGGAAAUGAUCAGAAUGUUUCCAUGCUUAAAGUUGAUAAAUUGCACUUCUUUAAGCCGUUUGAUCUGCAAACUACUUAUGGUUUUGAUAGAGAUUAUUUGUGGUUUUAGAACAUCCAUGAACAGUUAAAUAAAACAGACAUAAAAAGCA